AGGUACACGCUAAUAGAGUGUUGUCCAACACUAAUUUACAAAUUAACGUGCAAUGAAACAAAUGCGUGUGCAAUUAUUUACCGGCUACGGACAAAGGGUUCCGAUAGUCCACUUCGAGGUGGAGCGAAGCGCGCGCGCACUUGAAUGCGCGACGUAACGCAGCGCGCACGCGCGGAACUUGAGCCGAAGUAACAUUUAGUUCGCGAUCAAAAUGAUGCUCGCCGGCGCGCAGAUUGUUGACGAAAGUAGUGUGGCGUAUACAUCCGGGAACUCUGGGAAUACCGGGAGUAGUGUCACGAUGCCUCCCGUCCAAGGAUCGUCUCGGGAAGCUCAGCCGGUUGGCUGGAACCCUGCGUCUGCGCAGGGCCUACACAUGGUCCCCAAAGUUGAUCCAGUGGACAUACAUUUCAGCAAUAUUACGUGCACAGUCAAACUGGGAAUAACUAAAGGUAGCAAACAAAUUCUCCAUGGCGUCAAUGGUCGACUUCGUCCUCGGCAGCUGAUCGCCAUCAUGGGACCUUCAGGAGCUGGCAAGUCUACACUCCUGGAUGUACUGUCCGGAUACCGCAUCACUGGUGUCGGAGGAGCAGUCUUCAUCAAUGGAAGAGGGAGGAUUAUGAAGAGGUUCAAGAGAAUGUCGUGCUACAUCCAACAAGACGACAGGCUGCAGGGUUUACUGACUGUCGGAGAGAACAUGGCAUUAGCAGCCGACCUGAAGCUGCCCACCAAGCUAGACAAAUAUGAAAAGGGAGAAGUUAUUGAGGAUAUCCUAACAAACCUGGGUCUCUACGAGCAUAUGAACACAAGAGGUGCCCAGCUCUCCGGAGGUCAGAGAAAGAGGCUGUCCAUCGCCCUGGAGCUGAUCAACAAUCCUCUCAUCAUGUUUCUUGAUGAGCCUACAACAGGUCUUGACAGUUCGUCAUGCUCACAAGUAGUCCAGCUUUGCCAAACCCUGGCUCAUCAGGGUCGAACCAUCGUCUGUACAGUGCAUCAGCCUUCAGCAUCAUUGUUCGCCCUCUUCGACCAAGUAUACGUCCUGGCCGCCGGCCGCUGCAUGUACCAGGGCACCACGAAGAACCUGGUACCUUAUUUGCAGCAAGCUGGGAUUCCUUGCCCUAAAUACCAUAACCCUGCUGAUUAUAUUAUCGAGCUCUCAUGUGGUGAAUACGGCCAAGACAAAAUAGACCUUAUGGCGAACAAAUCAGAAAAUGGCAAGGCUUUGGACUGGUUUGACGACCACCAGUCCAUUCCUUCCAUGGAAGGUCUACGAAAACUGGUUCCUCUGAGUGUGCUAAGAGACACAGAACCUACAGGAGGGGAUGAGGAGACCAGCCAAUCCAACCAGCUCAGUGUACUUAUGAGGAGAGGAUUCUUAAAGGCUAAGAGAGAUGCGACGAUGACUCAUUUGCGUUUGAUCGUAAACGUGGUGGUAGGCAUAAUGUUGGGAAGCCUCUUCAUCAACGCUGGUAACGAAGGUUCGAGGGUCCUGGAGAACUACAACCUGUUGUUUGCCAUCUUGAUGCACCACAUGAUGUCUCCAAUGAUGUUGACUAUCCUUACCUUCCCUAAUGAGAUGUCGAUAUUGUCCAAGGAACACUUCAAUAGAUGGUACUCGUUGGGAUCCUAUUACAUAUCAAUAACUAUCGUCGAUCUACCAGUAUCGAUAAUAGGCUGUGCAGUGUUCAGCGUGAUAGUAUACACGAUGUCGUCCCAGCCGCUAGAUAUCGUGCGCUUCUCCAUGUUCUUCGCAAUCUCACUGUACACCGUGCUGGUGGCGCAGAGCUUCGGGCUCAUGAUCGGAGCCGUCUUCAGCGUUGUGAACGGCACAUUCUUGGGCCCUACGCUGUCAGUACCUAUGAUGAUGUUCGCUGGUUUCGGAGUCACCCUUCGAGACUUGCCAUCCUAUCUGCGCUGGGGAUCCUACAUCUCUUACCUGAGAUAUGGACUCGAGGGUUUCAUUGGCGCCAUCUAUGGACUAGACAGGCCUAUCCUCGACUGCAAUGAGGCCUUGUACUGUCAUUACAAACAUCCCCGUACAUUCCUAAACGAGGUGGCGAUGUCUCCUGACGAAUUCUGGUGGGAUGUUUUGGCGCUCUCCGUCUUCGUUGUAACACUUAGGAUUGCGGCUUUCAUUCUGCUGAAGUGGAAACUGGAUGCCGUACGAUAAAUGUGAGGAAUUUUAAUUGUAGUAUAUGAAGUUGAUUCACUUGUAAGUCAAAACACUCGAAGAAUUAUUUAUUAAUAGGGUAGUUUUCUUCAACCGAAAAAAUUAAUAUAUUCACAAAAUUGUUAUAAUUUAUUUAGUUUAUUUUUUUUAUAAAAUUAGGGCUUGUUUCACCAUGUCUGAAUGUCUGAAUUGAUGUUAUCUACCAGCCAGAUAUAUUAUUUUGAAUUUAGAACGUAAUUUGCAUAAACUAUCAGUCAAGUUGUGAAACACGCCCUUUAUAUACUUCUUAAAUAAAGAAUGUGAGUGUAAAAAGGAUAUUAAUGACAUGAGAAAAGUGUAGUCAACUACCCUAUUAUAAAUAAAUUUUAAAAGAAAGAAAUGAUUUAAUAUGACUUAAUUGAAUGGAAUGAUUGAAUUUAUUUGUGAUAACAUAUCAUAGAAUGUUAAUACGCUAUACCGUUUUAUGUUCAAGUUUCAAAUUAAGACUUUUUGCUCAGUUACACUUUUUAUAUAAGAAAUACGUGCCGUGAUCAGAGUAAGAAAUCAUAUUUGUACAGCAGUUACAGUUUAGCAAAAUAAUUAUAUAUUUCUUCUCCAAAAUCAAAAUCUGCCGUUGCUACGUCUUCUACGAAAGUCGCAAAUUUAAAUUGUGCCAAUGAAACAUUACUGUUUCAAUAUACUUUAUACCUUCAUACUUGAAGGUGAGUAUAAACGUAUAAUUUAUGAUUUAAAUUAG
Spodoptera exigua (beet armyworm) is the source of this 2903-nucleotide messenger RNA. The record is from the annotation of a GenBank genome assembly. NCBI's taxonomy places the organism in Eukaryota, Metazoa, Arthropoda, Insecta, Lepidoptera, Noctuidae.